Dipodomys spectabilis (banner-tailed kangaroo rat) is the source of this 738-nucleotide messenger RNA. RefSeq names its product galectin 2 (gene Lgals2). Gene Ontology annotation, molecular function: carbohydrate binding. Lineage: Eukaryota; Metazoa; Chordata; Mammalia; Rodentia; Heteromyidae. The record is from RefSeq and is a predicted model, not a curated record. The transcript has 4 exons. Bases 100 to 546 code for a protein of 148 amino acids.
GCUUGGGGGAGUUAAUGUGUAAUAUAUGGGGUAUAAACUGGACCCUGAGAGGGGACCCUGAGCUGGGCGUCGGAGGAGCAGCCGCGGGGAGCAGCCGCCAUGCCGGGAACACUGGAGCUCACAAAUAUGGACAUGAAGCCAGGGACAACCCUGAAGCUCAAGGGGCGCAUCGCCAGCGAUGCGAGCAGCCGUUCUUUCAGCCUGUGGUCAACUGUGCCCCUCACCUGUGACCCCCCCCCCAGCUUCACCAUUAACCUGGGACAGGACAAGAACCAGCUGAAUCUGCAUUUUAACCCCCGCUUCGGCGAAUCUACCAUUGUCUGCAACUCAUUCAGUGGCGGUAGCUGGGGACCAGAGCAAAGGGACAGUAACUUGUGUUUCAGCCCAGGGUCAGAAGUCAAGAUCACUGUGACUUUCCAGAAGGAUGAGUUCAAGGUGACCUUACCAGAUGGGUACCAGCUGACCUUCCCCAACAGGCUGGGCCACGACCACGUGAGCUACCUGGGCCUGGACCAGCUUCACCUCUCCUCUUUCAAGCUGGACUGAGCAGCUGCAGCAGGUUGGAAUAAAAGCCCUGGACUUGGGACCCCAUUUGCAGCCUUUCUCAAAUCCCACGAGGGCCAGUGGCCCAGGGGUCCUGGGUAGAUUCCUCCAUUACCACCGCCCAUCAUUCCUUCUGGUACCCUCUCCUCCUGCCCCCCAGUCAAAACAAAACCAAAGAAUUCACUGUGCACCUUC